AUACUUCCUUCUUAUUGUGCUGGGGAAAUCUGAUGUUGGCCCCUGAGUCCCGUUAACUUCCCCCAACUCGCCUCGCUUCCUGAGGCUCCUUGCAUUUGACCUGGAGAUUUUUGGCUGUUGUGUCUUCUCCCGGACUGGGUUAGACCUGCGGUGAGAGAUUUAUUUGAAGAAGAACCCCAACUGGAAACAAACCACGACUGAAGACGAGGGAACAGCAACAAGUGAACCAGCCCGAGGACUGAGAGCAUCAACUGGAGAGGACUCUUCCGAAUCGGAGAUUCCAGGAUUCAGUCAGGAGAAAGUUUGGUUAAAAACGAAAAGGAAUUUGUCUCCAGGAAUCUCAAACACGAUACGCCAGUUUUGCUGUCUCUAUCCAGAUAUUUAUACAGUGGAGUCGACCGUCCUUCCUGCUCAGACUGAGGGGAGGGAUCAACUAGGUCAUCUGACCAACUGGCACGCCCGUCAUUUUCGACAGGAGAAAGACCGUUCACCUGCUCACUCAAUGGGAAUGGAUUCACUCGGUCACCUCAAUUGAAGCUACAUCAGCAAUUUCACACUGGGAAAGGACAUUCAACUGCUCUGUGUGUGAGAAGGGAUUCAGUCGGUCAUUCCACCUGUGGACACACCAGUCAGUUUCCAUUGGGCAGAGGAUGGUCAUCUGCUGAAUUUUUGGGGAAGGAUUUACUCGGUCAUCUCACCUAAUGGCGCUCCAGCGAGUUCACACUGGGGAGAAGCCGUUCAUCUGCUCAGUCUGUGGGAAGGGAUUCACUCAGUCAUCCAAACUAGAAAGUCAUCAGCGAGUUCACACUGGGGAGAAGCCGUUCACCUGCUCGGACUGUGGGAAGGGAUUCACUCACUCAUCCACCCUAGUGAGUCAUCAGCGAGUUCACACUGGGGAGAGGCCAUUCACCUGCUCGACUUGUGGGAAGAGAUUCACUCAGUCAUCCAACCUACAGAGACAUCAGCGAGUUCACUCCGGAGAGAGGCCGUUCAUCUGCUCAGACUGUGGGAAGAGAUUCACUCUUUCAUACAAACUGCAGAGUCAUCAACGAGUUCACACUGGGGAGAAGCCGUUCACCUGCUCAGUCUGUGGGAAGAGAUUAACUCAGUCAUCCAACCUACGGCGUCAUCAGCGAGUUCACACUGGGGAGAAGCCGUUCACCUGCUCAGAAUGUGGGAAGGGAUUCACUCACACAUCCCAUUUACAGAGACACCAGCGAGUUCACACUGGGGAGAGGUCAUUCACCUGCUCAGAAUGUGGAAAGGGAUUCACUCACACAUCCCAUCUACAGAGACACCAGCGAGUUCACACUGGGGAGAAGCCGUUCACCUGCUCCGUCUGUGGGAAGGGAUUCAAUCGGUCAUCCACCCUAAAGAUUCAUCAGCGUGUUCACACUGGAGAGAGGCCGUUCACCUGCUCAGAAUGUGGGAAGAGAUUCACUCUGUCAUGUAACCUGCAGACACAUCAGCGAGUUCACACAGGCGAGAAGCCAUUCACCUGCUCCGUCUGUGGGAAGAGAUUCAGUAAGUCAUCCAACUUACUGGUACAUCAUCGAGCUCACACUGGUGAGAAGCCGUUCACCUGCUCAUUCUGUGGGAAGAGAUUCACUGAGUCAUCCCGCCUACAGAAUCAUCAGCGAGUUCACACUGGGGAGAAGCCAUUCACCUGCUCAGAAUGUGGGAAGAGAUUCACUCAGUCAUCCCACCUACAGAGACAUCAGCGAAUUCACACUAGGGAUAAGCCCUUCACCUGCUCCGUCUGUGGUAAGAGAUUCUCUAAGUCAUUCAACUUACUGGUACAUCAGCGAGUUCACACUGGGGAGAAGCCGUUCACCUGCUCAGAAUGUGGGAAGAGAUUCACUGAGUCAUCUCACCUACAGAGUCAUCAGCGAGUUCACACUGGGGAGAAGCCGUUCACCUGCUCAGAAUGUUGGAAGGAAUUCACUCAGUCAUCCCACCUGCAGAGACAUCAGCGAGUUCACACUGGGGAGAAGCCGUUCACCUGCUCAGUCUGUGGGAAGAGAUUCACUCAGUCAUCCAACCUACGGCGUCAUCAGCGAGUUCACACUGGGGAGAAGCCGUUCACCUGCUCAGAAUGUGGGAAGGGAUUCACUCACACAUCCCAUUUACAGAGACACCAGCGAGUUCACACUGGGGAGAGGUCAUUCACCUGCUCAGAAUGUGGAAAGGGAUUCACUCACACAUCCCAUCUACAGAGACACCAGCGAGUUCACACUGGGGAGAAGCCGUUCACCUGCUCCGUCUGUGGGAAGGGAUUCAAUCGGUCAUCCACCCUAAAGAUUCAUCAGCGUGUUCACACUGGAGAGAGGCCGUUCACCUGCUCAGAAUGUGGGAAGAGAUUCACUCUGUCAUGUAACCUGCAGACACAUCAGCGAGUUCACACAGGCGAGAAGCCAUUCACCUGCUCCGUCUGUGGGAAGAGAUUCAGUAAGUCAUCCAACUUACUGGUACAUCAUCGAGCUCACACUGGUGAGAAGCCGUUCACCUGCUCAUUCUGUGGGAAGAGAUUCACUGAGUCAUCCCGCCUACAGAAUCAUCAGCGAGUUCACACUGGGGAGAAGCCAUUCACCUGUUCAGAAUGUGGGAAGAGAUUCACUCAGUCAUCCCACCUACAGAGACAUCAGCGAAUUCACACUAGGGAUAAGCCCUUCACCUGCUCCGUCUGUGGUAAGAGAUUCUCUAAGUCAUUCAACUUACUGGUACAUCAGCGAGUUCACACUGGGGAGAAGCCGUUCACCUGCUCAGAAUGUGGGAAGAGAUUCACUGAGUCAUCUCACCUACAGAGUCAUCAGCGAGUUCACACUGGGGAGAAGCCAUUCACUUGCUCGGACUGUGGGAAGGGAUUCACUCAGUCAUCCAGCCUACAGAGACAUCAGCGAGUUCACACUGGGUUGAGGCCAUUCACCUGCUCAGAAUGUGGGAAGAGAUUCAGGGAGUCAUCCCACCUACAGAAUCAUCAACGUGUUCACACUGGGGAGAAGCCGUUCACCUGCUCAGAAUGUGGGAAGAGAUUCACUCAGACGUCCCACUUACAGAGACAUCAGCGAGUUCACACUGGGGAGAGGCCAUUCACCUGCUCGGAAUGUGGGAAGGGAUUCAUUCAGUCAUCCAGCCUUCAUAGUCAUCAGCGAGUUCACACAGGGGAGAGGCCGUUCAGCUGCUAAGAAUGUGCGAACGGAUACAUUCAGUCAUCCCAACUACUGGCACAUCAGUCAGUUCACAAUGGGGAGUGGAUGUUGUUAAGUAUCCCUAGGUAUCGUUUGCUGUGGACUGUUAUUUUAUAUGAGAGAGAGA
Messenger RNA from Hypanus sabinus (Atlantic stingray), 3315 nucleotides. Its product is annotated as oocyte zinc finger protein XlCOF6-like. Lineage: Eukaryota; Metazoa; Chordata; Chondrichthyes; Myliobatiformes; Dasyatidae. The record is from RefSeq and is a predicted model, not a curated record. Gene Ontology annotation, molecular function: RNA polymerase II cis-regulatory region sequence-specific DNA binding; DNA-binding transcription factor activity. The transcript is spliced from 3 exons. Gene Ontology annotation, biological process: regulation of transcription by RNA polymerase II. The coding region runs from base 702 to 3185 and encodes 827 amino acids.